GUCCAUCUUCGUCUAAGCUUCAAGAAACUCAAAGUAAUGUCAAUUUGGAUAAAAUUACUGAGGCACUGAACUCUCUAAAGAAGAAUUUGUCAGAGGUGGAGACAAAACUGAACAAAAAGAUAUCAGAUUUGCAAAAUGAGUUGAAUAACGCCAAGAAUCAAAUCCAAACCCUACAAAGAGACAAUGAUAAUGCAGCGUUAUGGCGACAGUCCAAUGAAACGAGGGACAAACUCAAUGUGCACGAGAAAACCCAUGAUACUAAAUAUGAACAGGACAAGGGCGAUACAGGAGCUAAGGGCGAUAAAGGUGACAAGGGCGAUACAGGAGGUAAGGGUGAUACAGGAAACAAGGGCGACAAGGGUGAUACGGGAGACAAAGGCGACAAAGGCGACAAGGGAGCUACAGGAGCUACAGGAGCAGUGGGCCCACAAGGACCUUCAGGGGCUGGAAAUCUGACACAGUGUGUUGUGAAGUUUGAUCAGUCCGAUGGCACAGCGAUUGGCGACAAGAAACAGGAUAUAGAAGUAAUAGAAGAAACGGGAAAAAAGAUUUUGCAUUAUUCGUGCUCUUCAAACAACGCAGACAUUGUGCAACGAGGUCAUAGGUUCCAUGAUCACAAGAAUAAAUACUCGUGUUUGUGUUUAGGGAAAGGAAGUUACACAUAUCCAUCAUCAACUCCAUCUAAACCUGACAAAAUGUACUGUUACAUAACUUACACAGAAUGUCCGCUUAUAUCUUAAAUGUAAAAAUGUAAUUUCCCAGAAUUACGAUCACUGGACUUAUAAAAUCCCUUGUUUCAAUUCGAUAAUUUUUUUACAAAGCUGUUCUAUUAAAAAAAUCCAUUAGUACACGUAUCGUUUGGGAUGGAACGAAAACGCAGAACUCUAUCAUGAUCAGUUAAAAAAGUUGCCGACUUAUUUGUCAAACUAAAUUUGAAUAACUUGUACUUAAUAACUCGCUGUUUUGCAUGUCUCGUCAUGAUCUUUUUGAUGUAUGACACGCUAUUAUACUUUGAUUCCGCUAUAAAGACUGUGGACAAUUAUUUGAAAUCAUGUACAUAUAGCUAUUUCAUAAAAGGUUGUCAGAUGAAAUGGCAACUGGCAAUUGUAGCUAAUUGUUGAACGUUGAUUGCACGACUGAAAGUAGACCCAAAGUAGCCAUGGGUUUUACUCAUUGAUUGAAAAUAACUGAUUUAUACUACAAGACAGUCUGUGGUAAACAUUGGCUCCAUUUCUAUGCAAGGUGAAUCUAAUAAGUGAAAUUUUGUUUGUCAAACAUUGUAACCAAAGUCCCUUUCGGUCGUGCAUUCUACCUUCGACAAUUGCCGUUCGUCGUUCUCCCCGACAACAUUUUUCCUAAUAGCUGUAUACGUUUGUAAAUAAUCAGAAUUCAAAUACAACACGUUAAAAAUUUUAAACAGUGUUUAGCUUGUUAUUAAUUCAAGAUUGAAGUGCCAUGCAAGAGUGUACCAACGAAAUAAAGAGUAUGAAGAAUUUACAAAGUAAAAA
Molecule: messenger RNA, 1508 nt
Organism: Exaiptasia diaphana
Lineage: Eukaryota; Metazoa; Cnidaria; Anthozoa; Actiniaria; Aiptasiidae
Product: collectin-12
Source: RefSeq, a predicted model, not a curated record